AUGGUCGCAAAUUCUACUGGGCUUGAAGGUAGCGCGCUAAAGUCGCGUAAGCGCGCUGCUGACUCCGAGUUGGAACCACUGUUGAAACAGGGUCAGCCAUUCCCCAAGCAGCCUCGCAUCAGCUCACAUCUGGACACGACAAGAUGGAGGCUCAAGGACGACGACAGCCGUCACACGUGGCACUACCUUGAAAAUGAUGAUGAUGCGAAGGAGUGGCCACAGAGUUAUGCUGAGAAAUGGUACCUGAAUUUGCCUCUGGAUCUCCCUGACCUACCCACCCCCGACAACCCAUUGGCCGCCGCGGAGAACGGUCUCGACUUUUUCGAAAAGCUUCAACUUCCCAGCGGGCAUUGGGGUUGCGAGUAUGGCGGACCGAUGUUCCUCCUCCCCGGCAUCGUCAUGACCUGGUAUGUCACCAGGACGCCAGUUUCCUCCGCCAAAGCGACCGCGAUCUAUAACUACAUAUCCGCACGAGCGCAUCCAGAGGACGGUGGCUGGGGACUACAUAUCGAAGGCGAGAGCAGCGUCUUCGGAACACUGAUGAAUUAUGUGGCCCUUCGACUUCUCGGCGUCGACCCUGAGGACCCAGUUCUGGUCAAGGCCAGAGGAACUCUACACACGAUGGGAGGAGCAUUGUAUGCGCCACACUGGGCCAAGUUCUGGAUGGCUGUUUUGGGACUCAUGAGCUGGGAUAUCGUCAACCCUGUGCCACCAGAGUUUUGGUUGCUUCCUGAUUGGGUUCCUUUCGCGCCAUGGAGAUGGUGGAUUCACAUUCGAAUGGUGUUCCUACCGAUGGGCUGGCUAUACUCGAAACGAUGGAGCUGUGAAGAGACUGAUGUGAUUCGGUCGCUGAAGAAAGAAGUGUUCCUCGAGGAUUACGCCAAGAUCAACUGGUCAAGCCAUCGUAACAGCAUUGGCGCUAUAGACAAUUAUCACCCCAAAUCAUGUUUUCUCAACGCCGCCAAUUGGAAAGCCGAAGCAUGGGCUAGCAAGCAAGUCGAUAUGGAGGAUGCCAAUACAGGCUAUGCCUGCUUGGCCCCUGUCAACGCUGCUAUGAACACUGUUAUGUGCUAUGCUCGCGAUGGCCCCGAUAAUUAUGGUGUCAAGAGGCAUAUCGAGCGACUUGAAGAGUAUCUUUGGGUCAAGGACGAAGGCAUGUUGGCCAACGGCACCAAUGGUGUUCAAUGCUGGGACACGGCGUUCUUGAUUCAGGCUGUUUUUGAGGCUGGCCUUCACAAAAACGAAAAGUACCGGCCUAUGCUCAUGAAGUCGCUGCACUACUUGGAACGUCAGCAGAUUCGAGAGGACUGUGUCGAUCAGGAAGUGUGCUAUCGUCAACCGCGAAAGGGUGGCUGGCCAUUCAGCAACAGGGAUCAGGGAUACGGUGUCAGUGAUUGCAUUUCGGAAGCACUCAAGGCUAUUAUUCUUCUGCAAAAGGUGGGCGGCCUUCCUGAGGUUCUCGAAGAUCGACGUCUUUUCGACGCUGUCGAUACUCUGCUCCUGUACCAGAACGACAACGGCGGCAUGUCCUCAUACGAGAAGCGACGAGGAGGCGAAUGGUUGGAGAUGCUCAAUGCCGCUGAGGUUUUUGGCCGUAUCAUGAUUGAAUAUGACUACCCUGAAUGUACAACAGCUUGCGUGACAGCUUUAUCCAUGUUCAACAAGCACUGGCCAGACUACCGAACAGACGAGGUCAGGACACUUAUCCGGACGGCCGCCGAAUGGAUCAAGUCCAACCAAGCACCUGAUGGCAGCUGGUACGGAAGUUGGGGUAUCUGCUUCACGUACGCCGGUAUGUUUGCGCUUGAAAGCAUGAAGCACAUCGGCCAGACAUACGCAACAGGCGAGAACUCUAGACGCGGUUGCGAUUUCUUCAUCUCCAAGCAAAGAGCUGAUGGCGGAUGGUCAGAAAGCUACAAGGCCUGCGAAACGAUGACAUACAUCGAACAUCCUUCAGGCUCCCUUGUUGUUCAAACAGCCUGGGCUCUGAUCGGACUGAUGGAAGCGGAGUACCCUCACGUGGAACCUCUGAGACGAGGUAUCCAGUUCAUCAUGGACCGUCAAAAGCCCAAUGGAGAGUGGCUGCAGGAGGCAAUCGAGGGUGUCUUCAAUAAGUCAUGCAUGAUUUCGUAUCCCAACUACAAGUUCACCUUCACCAUCAAGGCCCUUGGCAUGUUUGCCAAAAGGUUUCCCGAAGAAAAGCUGGUACCAAGCUGGGCGGUCGCGGAAAACGGAACGAAUGGAGUGAAGACAAAUGGUGUCAAGACAGUGGAGAUAAAGGUGAAUGGCGCAAAGCCAAAUGGUGUCAAGACCAACGGUGUCAAGGGGAAGGGUAACUAA
This is a messenger RNA of Fusarium fujikuroi IMI 58289, 2340 nucleotides long. Its product is annotated as related to lanosterol synthase. The transcript has 4 exons. The record is from RefSeq and is a predicted model, not a curated record. Lineage: Eukaryota; Fungi; Ascomycota; Sordariomycetes; Hypocreales; Nectriaceae. Gene Ontology annotation, molecular function: lanosterol synthase activity. Gene Ontology annotation, biological process: triterpenoid biosynthetic process; ergosterol biosynthetic process. The coding region runs from base 1 to 2340 and encodes 779 amino acids. Gene Ontology annotation, cellular component: lipid droplet.